AGUGAACUAACAUAUCACAAGGUGAGGUGCACGAUAGACUAAGCACGGCAGCUCCGAUGAGAAACUUCUUAAGUUGAGACAAAUUAGCUCUGUUCAGCGACUGAGACACCUCGGACACACUUUUCCUCGCCAACCUUGGCAGUUUAUGCGGAUUGCAUUUUCCUCUUCUGUUUUUAAAAGACAAUCUUGACUCUUUGAGCACAAGUUUAUUGAACAGGUAAGUGCUGUCAUGCGCAGAAGAAAUUUCUAAUCCCAAGGAAAAAAAAAAUAAGGUUUAUAAAUAUCUGACAAUGCCCAAAACACCUAUAUUACUAAUUUUGUUACAGUUUUUGUUAAGACAUAAUUAAUGGUUAAAAAUGCGAUAUAUUCAUUUAUUUGCUCUUUUCAUGUCCUAAACAUCGUAAAUGUGUGGGAUCAGUUGAGUAUACAUCGAGAAACAUGUGCGGUUACUGAAACGUAGGAUGUCCUAAGUUGCGGUGUUCAAAAGUUGACUUUUCUGCGGUUUGUGCUGAUGAUGAAUAAAAUGCAUGUAAAUCUUGUAUUUCUGAAUUUAAAACCCUGCUCGGGGUUAUGAUCUUUAUGAGAUGUAACAGGGCUCCACACAGGGGUGUUCGCUGACGCGUAGCACACGUGUUUGCGCGCGCGAAUAGCGCGCGACACUGAAUUAGCAUUCCUUGUUUUAGCGUUACCAUGGGGAUAAAAGUAUUAAAUUAUUUUUUUCCAACAUGCGCCUCCACUACUCUUAAAAUUGACAUUCCACCUUACGGUGAAUAAUCUAAAACACCAACGUUUAUCUGCAGGAAGUUUGAGCAACGUUAUGGUUUGAGAGACAGACGUCAUCUCGUAACAGCGUUUAUGCAGAGCUGCAUUAAUUUUCUGACUGCACUGCAUUAAGAGCAUUAUUAACCUCAAAAAACCGCUACUGGAUUGGCUACAUGUUCCUGCUCUUCUUAGAAAAAGAAUGUCCAGCGGAACUUCCGGUGGACAGUCACGUCUCAAUAAUCGAUAAGAAAAAUAUUUAUUUUCCCGGUUCACAAAAUAAGAAAGUUUAUAACCAUGUGGGCCAUCAUUAAUUUUAACGCUUUUUAAAAUGGCUAUUUUUUGCAGCAGGUUGUGCUAAAUUCAGUGCGCUAUGAUGUCAAUAAAGUUUAUUGCCUCCUACAGCCAUAUGUACUGAGUAAAUUAUUAAAGAGUAACGCAACCAAUUUUAGUUGUGCCAAAAUUUUGCGGAAAUUGACUUUGAAAUGGAUUGAAACUAACGCGUGACAAUUGUUUGUUUUUAGCAAAAUCGACUUGAAAAAAUGGUUAUAAACACAAGUCCCUCAAGCCCGGUAGAUGUCGCUUUCGAGGAGCUUUUCGAAGGUAGGUUAUAAUAAUAAUCAACAGCUGGUCUUCGAGCCGUAAAAUUAUUCGAGCAAACGCCUGUAAAUACGCAUAAAUUAUCACGAUCCGCUACGUGGGCUAGAAUACAUUACAAAAAAUGUCACGCGAGUUCAAGCGUUUAAGAGAAACGAGCAUAGUAUUGAGAGCUGUGCUUUUUCACGGUCGAGGAAAACAACACGUAAAGUUACUGCACUGUAGUGUAAUUACCCCUAUAACAAGCUCUGGUUGAAUGGAGUGUCGACCCCGAAAAAUGUGCUGAAACACGACUUCCAGAUAAAAAUAUUGGCUUAAGUGAAUUUAUAAAUAGAGCUAAGUCAUUCAAUUGACGUCAAUGGCCAUGGAGUCCGUCGUGGGAUUGGACAAAACCUCGAGCACGUGAGACAGCAAUGCGUCACAAAUGCGUUCAGUGGCGUAAUUUGUACCACUUCAAAUAUUCAGACUGUUGAUAAGCUGUUAUAGUGUUACUCGCUCAUUCAUUCAUAACACGUCCGUCCUUGCAUCUUUCUCUCACGCGACAAUCCCGACGAGACCGUUCAAUCGAGUCACAGAAACGGUAGGUUAAAGUUUUCACACUCCAACAAUGAUAAGUAAUUGGGCCUCAGCUCGAGUCUGACGAUCACAACGCGCAAUUUGAGGAUACUCCCGUUUUGUUUAAGAAGAAUAUGUGCCGACUACGCAGAAACCAUCACCCUCGUGUGGUGGGAAUUCGAAAAUAAUACGUCAGCUCUAUUAGCCCGCCACGCCUCCUGGGAGAUUGACAGGCACGCGGUUAAAAACUUGUCCACCAAAAAUUUUAUUUCUCAUUUCUCUCCACAGUUAUCCCGGAGUUAAAGAUGUUCACCCCCGCACAAGUUGUACCAGGUAAUCAACCGUAUACAGUGUCGUCUUAUUUAUAUCCCUGAACAACAACCCACGUACUGAAUAGGGAGAAUUUUCGCGCGCAUAAGAGCAGACAGUGGAUUACUGCGGCUUUUUUUAAACACAGUUUAAAAAACUCAUUUUUGACUUUAUCCUAUACGGCGGUGGUACUAUUAGUUGCAGUAAGGAGUAAUUUGUAGAAGAAUCGUAUGUAGUCUUUUAGUUUCUUGGUUACAAAACAGCGGAAGUCAAAGAAAGUUAAGUAUUCAAGCCCACGUUAAAAAAUAACGCCAUCAGUUAAAAUUUGACAAAUCUAAAAAAACAUAGUAUGGACUCAUUAAGACCUGAAAUAGACUUAAUGUAGUUGUCAUGAAAAAAAAAAGAUAGUAGAUAAGAAGAAAAUAAAUCCACGGGUACCCUCAAUGAUAAAUCGAAUCGUGCCAUAGGUACGCAAGGUUACCGACAAGCAACGUUAACAAUUUAAGGUGGGCGGUUGUGGUUUUGUUCAUCAAAAUAUAGUUUUGGCCUCUUAGCGAUUCCUCAGAAUAGCUGUAGGCGCUCAAAAAAGCGCUCUUGUUUGCGCUGUAACUCGGCUUAUAUUUUACUGGAGUUUAAUGUUACUUUCACUUUCUAGUAAAGAAACAUUGCCUUAAAUGUCCAUUUCUCUUUAUAUAGGUGCCGACCACGCGGACCAAGAUAAGCUAAUGGCUGGUUCUCUGGGCCUUGAGGAAGGUAAUACGUCGAUUAUUUACCUGCAAUAAUUUACAUAUUGACAAGCGAGGUUAAACCAGCUGAGCGUAGAAAGUAAGGAUUUUCAAAGCGUGUUUAUACUUUAAUUUAAAAACUUGCUUGCCUCGAUAGCCGGCCGAUCCCUGUGAAAACGAAACUGCUUCUAUGUAUUUAGUAGAUCACAAAGAACGAAGAGAAACGUGCCAAGAAAACUUCUAAGUUUUAAUUAACUAAACAAAGAAAAUUCAAAAUUCUUUCUUCUUUUCACAUUUACAAUUCAAUUAGUUGGUAAGCGCGCUCAAGUCUAACAGAUAUUUACUUUCAUUUCUAUAGCUCGUAUGUACAAAAGCGAGCCAGACUUGCGGAUCAAGAGUGAAACAUUUGGACCUUCAACUCAUACCUCUUUCACCGAGGUCUCCAACUGGUUACACUGUAGCAUGCAGUUGGGGGACACGCGAAGUCACUCACAAACACGAGAUCCUUUUCUUGCGCGCGAUCAAUACGCCUUCCAAGAGCAAAUGGACAACUUAGAGUGGAGGCCGCCGGUGCUUCAAGCCAUGGCUUUGAUCAAACAAGAAACCAACUCUGAAAUAGACGAGAUGCUGAUUAAUCAGGCCCAGAACGUUUGUCAAGUGGGUGGUCGACGAGAAGCGAGUGAGAGCCAAUGUAAAGUGUUCAUGCCUUCCUUUUGGGACGCUCAGCUCGUGAACGACUGUGAGCCCUGGUACGAUCUGGACACUAGUCCCUUCUCUCGCGAGAAACCGUUCUACAGCGGGCUGAAAAACGGCUUCGUAAAAAGCGACUUCAGCGACAGCUUUUUCAAAGACCCUGAAUUCAAGAAAGAAAACAACGACAUGACUCAAAUGUCACUGGAGCGAGACUCCGAGAGCCCCGCGAGUUUCUCAAGCGUAGACAGCCCGCCCGACUUCGCGUGGAGCCCUGCGCGACGAACAGAUGAGAGGACUUUCAGUUCAGCAGAACACAAGAAAUUCGCCAUGCACAAGCAUAAGACAAGCUUUAAGAAGUCCGGUCGCCCACGGCUAUGUCAAUAUCUACUAGAGUUGUUAGAAAAUCCAGACAAAUACGCCUAUAUGAUUGACUGGGUAGACAAAGAGAAAGGAGUGUUCAAGUUCAUCAACUCUGCCGAGGUGGCGCGCAUGUGGGGCCGAAGACGAAACAAGCCCUCAAUGAAGUACGAGAAUUUCGCUCGGUCACUGCGAACAUACAUCGCCAAAGGAAUUCUUACGAAACCUCGCAGCAAACUCGUGUACCAGUUCGCUAAGUUCAAGAGCUGAAAGUUCCAAACAAGAACCGCGAGUGUCAACACCCAAUAAAUAUAAAGAAAAGAAAGAAUAAACACUCUUGCUUAGUUCAACAUGCAAGGGAACAAGAAAAGCAACGCAGGUCCUUGCCACGUCCCAUCAGAGUUGAAGAAAUUGACGCAAAGAGUUGAAUUUUCAUGGACAAGAGCUUCGGAGACUUUUCAAUAGGUCUGAACUGAACUACUGAACUGAGUUUUUUUCAAUUAUAGAAAAAUGAGAACACGUCUUAUAGAGUAGUACGAAAUAGGAGAGCGCCAAGGCCUAAAUAGAGAAUUUUUGUGUAUCGUUUCAAAUUAGCAAACUUAAAUUUCGAGAUGUUUUUAUUCUAAAAUAAGAAAGCACCUCUUAUACAGUCUUUCGUGUUAAGUUGCGUUAUUUUCGUGUUCCACCUAAAGGAAACUUUACAAAUUGUUAACAUAGAAAAUUAAGAAGAAAUAAUGAGUGAAUCAGAGUCAUCAACUUCCCCCAUUCGUUGAGUCAUCUCCACGGUAAAAAAGCCGUACAGAAGUGUGUGCCAGACAGCAUAACACAUUGAUAUAGUGCUUGCUUAAAUAAAGUCAAGCGAACAGUAUUUACUAUGUAAAAACACACAACAAUCAUUGAGAUUCUGACCAUGUCAGACUUUGUGUUAUUAGCGUGAAGUUUUUCAAUUUUUAGCUUUCGCAUAAUCUUCAAAAAAACAAGGUAAACCAGCUGGCCAGUUUGCUCGUCGAAACAAGGUCUUAUAUAAAAUUGAAAACUGAAAACCUCAAUAUUUCCAUGGUAAAUAUAUUUACCACAAACAACAUCACUGCCAAUUCCUUCUUCGUAGAGUUAGAAAAACAUUGCACCUAACUAUAAUUCGUGACAGUGAACGAAAGGGUAACAAUUUCUAGUAAAGGCAAAGUUAGUGGAAAAGUAGUGAAGCAAGAGGUUUAACUUUACAUAGACUGUGAUUUUUAAAUGAGUUAUUAAUAUUUGACAUUGCAGAGUUUUAUAAAAAGUAAUAUUUGAAAUUUUAUUAUCUUAUCAAAAAGGUAACAUAUAUAUUUGUAUGGCAGAAAAACAAGGCAAUAAAAUCGAAAAAGAGUGUUACAAAACUGUGCUGGCAUUCUAUAUAUCAACUCGUGGUUUUAAUGCCCAUUAGUGGCAGUUUGCGUUUUUUGUCGGUCACGCAGCCCGGGGUAAAUGUUUCAUAACAAUUCUAUCUAAGCCCUCAAUAAACAACAUCG
Porites evermanni is the source of this 5503-nucleotide messenger RNA. Lineage: Eukaryota; Metazoa; Cnidaria; Anthozoa; Scleractinia; Poritidae. The record is from the annotation of a GenBank genome assembly.